Molecule: messenger RNA, 4090 nt
Organism: Anopheles merus
Lineage: Eukaryota; Metazoa; Arthropoda; Insecta; Diptera; Culicidae
Gene: alka
Product: glycine receptor subunit alpha-2
Exons: 8
Coding region: 1719-3119 (466 amino acids)
Biological process (GO): chloride transmembrane transport; regulation of membrane potential; nervous system process
Cellular component (GO): synapse; neuron projection; membrane
Molecular function (GO): neurotransmitter receptor activity; chloride channel activity; extracellular ligand-gated monoatomic ion channel activity
Source: RefSeq, a predicted model, not a curated record
UGGCUCUUCUAUUGAAUCAAACGAUCAAACGACAAUACAAACCGGGAAUAGUAUCGAGCGAACAUAGAGACAAAAAUGUAAACUAUCCGGUAGACGAAUGAUCGCGUGCUGCGAAUCUCGGCUCGAACGGUCACACCAGUAUACACCUGGACCCGAUUCAACGGCUCCCACAUCGGCACGAAGUGCAUGACCGAAGCUCGCAAAAUAAAAAAAAUGAUCCAGCUUUCGCGCCGAAAUAAACAAACCCGCACGAAGCUUUUUCAGUCGUUGGCCGUACGUCGGGAGGUUCGCACGUCCGUUCGCUGGUUCAAGAAAUUUAAGCGCGCCCUUUUCCCAACUGUAGUUUAUGCAAGUGCUACCCGCCUGUGUGUGUGUGUCCGCGCGUGUGAGUAGGUCAGUGUGCAUGGAAGAGUGUGCUAGACGAGAAACGGAAAAACCCAGUGGCUGUUAUUGUUGCCAUUAAUACGUAAUUUGGCUUUAUUGCCAUUGGUUUGGAAGCGAAUGUGAUUUUAUUCCAGUUUAUCUCUGUGCUGUUGGUGUGCCGUGUUGCACUUGUAUUUGUUUGUCCCGUUGUGCGUGUAUGCGUUUAAGUGAGUGGAUUAUGAAAAUCAAAGCCUCCGGCUGAUCACCUUCGCAUGUCAGAAGCAGCGGGACUGCAAGGUGUUGUCGGGGAGCGUCACUGCUCGUUUGUCAGCCAUUGGAAGCAGCAGUCGUAAAUGCGCGCAUGAUUUCGUUGCUGCAGUGCGAAUGUGUGUCCCAUCCCAACCGGGGACGGAAUUGCUACAAGAAGAGUGAGAGAAGAAUAACAAAAAAAAACAAACAAUUGCAGAAGCAGGCAAACCGUCUCUACGUAACAGAUGUCAUGUCAACCGUUCCCAUCCAUUCCCAUCUUCGGAAUGCAUCGCGUUUGUAUGGUGCUCUAAACGUUCCCUAGUACCUCGGUGUAAUAGAUCAGCUACGGUGCACAACGUCUUUGCAGUGCCGGUCCGAGAGUGUCGACGUUGGUUAGAUUGUGUCUGUGCGGUGCAUAAAUUGGUUCAGAUCACCGAUCGCAAACGACUAGUGGCGGCAAACUUCAGACCGUCCGGCUUGGAAGUGUGUUAUGAUGAGGCAAUGAGGUACGCGACUUGCUUAGUGUCCAUUUCCGACACGUGCGACUGUGCGAUCUAAGUGAUGUGAUCAGGUCGAUGAAGGCCCAUGUUGACAAACGGUCGGAAGUGACGAUUAGUUGCGGAUGUGAUACCGGACCUCGAUUCAGGAUCCGUAAUUUUGCUACAACCAGUGCUACUAUUACUGUUUCUAGGUGUUGUUUCUAGGGCUUGUUUGUACGUGUGUGUGUGCUACAAAGUGAUCAAUUGUGGUGCGGUGCAAUAGAAAUUUCGUAAUGAUGCGUGGUGUCAGUGUACGAAAAACGGGCGAGCAGAAGCGAAAAUAAAACCACCAUCCUGAUUAGUUGCUUCGUGACCUACCCAUACUCAGCGGUUUCCGUGACCACAAAACACACAACCGGACGUGGUGGUGCGUGCCACACUUGUAACAACCAUGAAAUGAUUAUAAACUCUACUCAGCGGAGCUCCGGACAACGACCAGAGCAGCGGGGACGCCCGCAACGUCGGCGGCGACGGCGUCGGCCCCGGCGACGACGGAGACGGCGGUGUUUGCGGUGAGGCUCCACCGGCCAGAGGUGCCAACCGGCGGCCCACAGCAAAGCGACCAAAAUGGCUGUCGCCGUGUAUCGGAGCACAACCAAAAGCACAAAGAUCACGCUGGCCCUGCUACAGCUGCUGGUGAUGUGCUUGCUGAAGGAGGUGGUGGCAGCCAAAAAUUACACACUCAAACCACGGGUAGUACUGCCGGAAGACUAUGUAAAAGAGGUUCGGCCACCGUCACAAAAGGGCAGCCCGGUUGUGGUAGAGUUCAGUAUAUUCGUGGUAGAUAUAAAUUCCAUAAAUGUCGAGGAUAUGGAUUUUAGAGUAGAUAUGUUCGUGCACCAGAAGUGGGUCGAGUCGCGGCUGGAUCUGCACGACGACAUUUUCGAGGAGGGCGACGAUCACGUGAUACUUCCGCCGGAGUUUUUCGAUAAUCUAUGGCAACCGGAUCCGUACUUUCUCAACUCGAAGAUUUCAGAAAUUGCAACACUUACGCACAAGUUCUCGUCGGUGACGCUGUAUAAAAACUCAACGGUACGGUACGCCUGCAUGAUGCACGCCAUCAUCGCCUGCCAGAUGGAAUUCCAGCUCUACCCGAUGGACAUCCAGAUCUGUCCGAUCUACAUCGAGAGCUUCUCGUACCACAACCAAAAGAUACGGCUCAAGUGGGCCGACAACGGUGUUACGAUCAAUCCGGAGCUGAAGCUGCUCCAGUACAACCUUGGCCAACCGCUACAGCUCGAGGAGACGGACGGGUACAUGCCGGAAAAGUAUGGGAACUUUUCACGGCUGGCCGUAUACUUUCGGUUCGAGCGGCAGAUUGGACACCAUCUAAUACAGACGUUUGCACCGUCCUCGCUGGUAGUGAUGCUGUCCUGGUUUAGCUUCUGGCUCGGGCUGGAUGCGAUACCGGGACGGGUUACACUGCUUGUCACCUGCAUGCUGACGCUCGUGACAAUGUUUACCGGGAUGCGGGCAGACAUACCUCCAGUGGCGUACGUGAAGGCGCUGGAUCUGUGGAUGGCUGGCUGCAUGUUGUUCGUGUUCUCUGCGCUCGGUGAGUUCGUCGUAGUUAAGGUGCUGGACGUGCAGUACCAGUAUCAGGUGAACAAGGUGCCGAAAGUGCUGCCGAUGCGUAUCAGCGCAAUGGAGAAGGGCCAGUGCGUGGGUACGGUGGCAAACUGGGAAGGCGGUACGGUGAAUGUGCGUCCCCGCAAACCCACCCAAACGCCAACGACCCCCGGGCAGGUGUCACUGCAAGGGAAUGGGGGGCCACAGCCACCGCUGCCGCCGACCAAGCAACCGACCCGCCGGCAAAGCAUCCUGUCCGUCGCCUGGACCGACACCGACACCGGCAUCGAGAAGAUUAUGUGGCGCGAGAUCGACAAGAUGUCGCGCGUUGUCUUUCCCGGUCUGUUUCUCGUCUUUGUCGUGCUUUAUUGGCCGAUCUUGAUUUUUAAGACCUCGUAAUGAGGGGGAUCAACGCUUUGCCUUACGGGACGCAUACACACACCUCACGCGCGAUGAUGCUGCUUCUUCCUACCGGCAGGCGGUCGCUCAGCGUGCAGAACCACAUGGUACCGUGCCGUACGGGACCGGCUCACCGGAGUGGUUAUGCACCAUGCGGAGCGGAAACAUUCUAAAACCCAUUGCACAAAACAUUAACAACACCGGUUUCUGCCAUCUUACCACACCAAAUGUAGCGUAAAGAUGCAUGUUUAAAAGGAUUAUUGUAAAGGGUAGGGUAGAAAGAUAGGCUACAAAGACAAGGUAAAGCUUUAUUACGUGUAAAGAAGGGAAACAGUGAGUAAACUGCUGUAAUUUGCUGUACCCGUUAUGAAUUAUUUUAAAAUCUUUCCUUUUCGCAAGCUACAACCCUUUGAAAAGGUUUUAGUACAAUAAACGAGGGGGUCAUAAAUGACUACUUUAACUACUAGAAUGUCUGGUGCGCUAUCAAUAGGCUCGCAGGCGAUCACGCAGCAGCUAGCAAGGACAAUAUCGUACGUGCAUUACUAAAGAGCAGAGAAUAAAAAAAACACACAUACACACUCACCCAAUAUUUCAUACAAGAUACAACAAAAACAACAACAAAAAUAUUGUAAAUUUUAAACGAAACGUUGUUAAGCUGUUUAAACCCAAAAAACACACAUACACACUCUAAAGAUGCACCGCGCGUGGCUAAUCUGCAACACAGUUAAGCAACAACGUUAGUAGUGGUGGUUGUAUAGCGUUCAUAUACAAAGGCAAGUAGUAGGAAUUUAAACAGCAGCUGUGAAAGCAAUAAGUACCUUAUACAUAUUUAAGUGCGAGUAAUGUUACCAAAAGAAAAAAGCGAGAAAACCAUAAUUAAAAGCAAGAAGUAACGAGAAAAAGUAACUUAACAAAACAACAGAGCAAAGAGCAAAGUAGAAACAACACAUAAAAGAAAGAGAAAGAUAAAC